Molecule: messenger RNA, 954 nt
Organism: Colletotrichum tamarilloi
Lineage: Eukaryota; Fungi; Ascomycota; Sordariomycetes; Glomerellales; Glomerellaceae
Exons: 1
Coding region: 1-954 (317 amino acids)
Source: RefSeq, a predicted model, not a curated record
AUGCCACCACUGCUUCGACAACAAGCGUCAAGACAGCGCUCCUCCGAGCAUGCGAUCAAAGGACGUCGCUCGCCGAAGAUUAGAAGAAGCAGCUCGCUUAGAAAGAGAAAGAGCCGAAGAGGACGAAGAGGAAGAGAAAAGGAAAAGAAGAGGCGUCUACCAAACAAGACAUUUGUUCAAGCCGCACCCAGUCACGAUGGCGCUCCAACCUUUGCCGCCUACCAGAUUCAUGACGACACUCCUGAAUCCGACGUAACCGCGCUUCGAGCUUUACGUCCACCAUUCGGUUUCGUCGUGUACGACACGACGGAGACUGCCCGUCCCACCCGUAGCGCUCAGCUUGCCAGAGCCCUGUUUGACCACACCAAGACGAAGCGGACGAAGAUCCGCUACGGAGCGGAUCGCAUCGAGGUCAUCACACUGCCCCUGCCCAUCACUCUCUCCCUCGACCAGCGCGUGGAGACUUGCACGCGCCAUUAUGAUGCCGAGUACCGAAGCCGUUUGCGCAUCGCUGACAAGGCCGAGGCCGCUUCGUGGUUCCUCGCCGAGCGUAUCAUGGAUCGACAUUUUGCGCGUAGGGCUUUCAUAAUUGAUCGUAUCAAGGAGGACGGAGACGGAGACGAGGACGAGUCCGCCGCGAUGGCCUCAUGGAAGGAGUCGCUCAGCAAUGUGGAUCAAGAGCUCAAGGCCGUGAUGCAGCCUGACCUGAGCAAUACCGGGAGCUUUAUCGAGAUCAAUUGGCAACCACGCAAGGAGAUAUGGAACUUUUGGAACCGUGAAAAUUGCGGCCCUGGAGAUAGGAUGUCCUCUUGCCGCUUCGGGUUCGAAGCUUUCGGAGACAGAUUUGAGGAGAUGAGGGAUGCUGUCGAAGUGUUUUACAACCAUUUCGUUCCAGGUGGCAUACUCGAUCGACGGGUAGAUCAGGCUCGGGCGGCUCGACUCGUAGCCUUGUAA